This is a messenger RNA of Gasterosteus aculeatus aculeatus (three-spined stickleback), 5157 nucleotides long. RefSeq names its product protein diaphanous homolog 3. Gene Ontology annotation, cellular component: actin filament. Lineage: Eukaryota; Metazoa; Chordata; Actinopteri; Perciformes; Gasterosteidae. The record is from RefSeq and is a predicted model, not a curated record. Gene Ontology annotation, molecular function: actin binding; small GTPase binding. Gene Ontology annotation, biological process: actin cytoskeleton organization; actin filament polymerization.
UCGCAUCCCCAUUGCGCGGGUCUGUCAAAAAAUAUCUGCCCCAUAAGUGUGUACGGCCAACGAUUCAGCUAACGUUAGUUUGUCAUGAUGCUACAGCUUAGUAUUGAAGGACGCAUAAGACCUGCCAGAGGAGGAAACCGGUACGUUGUAAACAGCAGUUCCCCUGCUAUCGGCACCGUUUAACGUAAUGUGACAAUCCAUAAAUUGGAUUAGCGCUAAGUAAAGCCACCGGUCAAUGAUAGUUUAGCGCACUUGCUAUCGCUAGCUAGUGCAGACUUGGACAUAUACGGUUACGUAUGCGCAUCUCUUAUUUUGAACAAGGGAUGUAAUUUGCGCAAGGCGACCUUCGCUUCAGCUGUCCGCCGAAUUCAACGCGCGAGGAGAAAACGUUAAUGUUUAUUUUCGGCCCGUGUGGUCUUCACCAGUUUAGGGCGCGUGCGAAACGCAACGAAGACGUUACAUUACGAGGUCCUACGUUAACGUCAACGGCGAUUAGCUCGUGUCCGGGUCAGUAGCUUUUUUUUUAAGGUCAACAACAUGGACGGUUACGGUCAGCGGUUUGAAUCCGGUAAACUCCAGAAGAAGAAGGCUUCCUCCAGCGCCAGCUCGUGUUACGACGAGGGAGACCGAAAACCAAAGUUUAACCUACCAUUUAGGAGUAUCACAGACGAUGUGCUGGACCGAUUCGCCAGCAUUCGGAUCCCCGGGAGUAAAAAGGAGCGGCCGGCCUUAUCGCAGGCGAAGCACAGCACGAGUGACCGCUCCACUUCCUCAUCGUCCACCUCGCACCAGUUUGAGGAGCUCUCGUCAAAGAUCACCUCCGAGAAGGAGAUCUUGGCACUGUUUGAAAAGAUGAUGGAGGACAUGAACCUCAGCGAGGAAAAAAAGACUCCUUUGAGAGAGAAGGACCUCAACACCAAGAGAGAAAUGGUCAUCCGGUAUAUUUUUACUGCCUCUAAAACGGGCAGCUUGAGAAGCAGCCACCAGAUAUCUCCCCAGGAGUUCCUGGGAGAGCUGAAGUCGGGGGUGAUGGAUGAACGCCUGUUUGCCUGUCUCGAUUCACUGCGAGUGUCUCUUACCAGCAACCCUGUCAGUUGGGUGCAGAGCUUCGGGCAUGAGGGUCUCGGGCUGCUGCUGGACGUUUUGGAGAGGUUGCUUUCCAAGAAACCGCAAGAGAAGCUCGACAAGAAGAAUCAACAUAAAGUUGUCCAGUGUAUCAAAGCCAUCAUGAACAAUAAGUAUGGCCUGGAUCGAAUCCUGGGAGAGGAGAAAAGUCUUGCGUUACUGGCGAGAGCCAUCGAUCCCUCACAGUCUGCCAUGAUGACCGACGUGGUGAAGCUGCUCUCAGCCAUCUGCAUUGUGGGCGAAGAGAACACUCUGGAAAAGGUCCUUGAAGCAAUCACCGCAGCAGGGGAGUGGCGAGCCUCGGAGAGGUUCAGUCCCAUUGUCCAGGGACUACGAGAUCGCUCAGUUCAAUUACAAGUGGCAUGCAUGCAGCUCAUCAAUGCACUGGUAACAUCCCCUGAUGAGCUGGACUUCAGGCUGCACAUCAGAAAUGAAUUUAUGCGCUGUGGCCUGAAAGAAAUAUUGCCGCAAUUGACGACCAUCAGGAAUGAGGCCCUUGACAUUCAGUUAAAGGUGUUCGAGGAGCACAAAGAGGAGGACAUGCUGGAGUUCUCUCACAGGCUGGAGGACAUCAAGAGCGAGUUUGAUGAUGUGGGGGAUGUGUUCAGUAUUGUGCAGAGCAUGGUGAAGGACAGCAGCGCGGAGCCCUAUUUCCUCUCCAUACUGCAGCACCUGAUGCUUAUACGCAAUGACUACUUGGUCAGGCCCCAGUACUUUAAGAUCAUUGAGGAGUGUGUGUCUCAAAUUGUGCUUCACCGUAGCGGCACUGACCCGGACUUCGGUUACCGCAAGCGCCUCGAUGUGGACUUCAGCCACCUCUUGGAGGUGUGUAUAGAUAAAGCUCGAGCAGAUGAAUAUGAACAAAGAGCUUCAGAGCUGGCACAGAAGUCGGAAGAGGAGUUUCUGAGUAGACAGCAGGCACAAGCUCAGCUGGUGAAGUGUGAUGAACAAAUCGCUGAACUCCAAGCCGAGCUGCAGGCCUUCAGGUCCCAGUUUGGGUCUGUGCCGGUGGUUCUGUCCUCGACCCAUGUUGGACAAGCAUCGCCGUCCUCCAAGCUGCCGCCCGGGCCUCCUUCUCCCGCACCAGGCACGCCUGCUCACCCUCCGCCGCCUCCUCCGCCUCCCUUACCUGGUUGUCCCGCCCCACCUCCCCCACCCGGAGGGCCUCCUCCCUUUGGUGCUCCCCCUCCACCACCUCUGGGGCUUGGAGGUUUUCUAGGCUCCCCCACUCAACACGCGCUGCCUUAUGGCCUCAGGCCGAAGAAGGAUUUCAAGCCUGAGACCGCCAUGAAGCGGCUCAACUGGUCCAAGAUUCGUCCCCAGGAAAUGUCAGAGGGCUGUUUCUGGGUGCAGGCAGAUGAAAACCAAUACGCAAAACCGGAAUUACUGGGGAGAGUCGCUCUCACUUUUGGUUCACAAAGAACAGCCAAAAAAGAAGAGGAGGAUCUGGAGGAUAAGAAAUCCAUAAAAAAGAGAAUCAAAGAGCUCAAGGUGCUGGAUCCCAAGAUUGCACAGAAUCUUUCCAUCUUCCUGGGUUCCUUCCGUAUGCCUUACCAGGAAAUCCGUCGGAUGAUAGUGGAGGUCGAUGAGGAGCAGCUCACUGAACCCAUGAUCCAGAACCUUGUGAAUCACCUACCGGAGCAGGAGCAGCUCAACGCCCUGGCCAAGUAUAAAAAUGAUUAUGCGAGUUUGUCUGAGCCUGAGCAGUUUGGGAUUGUGAUGAGCGGCGUGAAGCGGCUGCGUCCUCGCCUCAGCCACGUCCUCUUCCGCCUGCAGUUUGAGGAGCAGGUCAACAACCUGCGUCCAGAUAUCCUGGCUGUAAACGCCGCCUGCGAUGAGGUCAGGAAGAGCCGCGCCUUUGGCCGCCUGCUGGAGCUGGUGCUGCUGCUGGGGAAUUACAUGAACGCCGGCUCCCGAAAUGCUCAGUCGUACGGCUUUGACCUCAGCUCCCUCUGCAAGCUAAAGGACACAAAGUCAGCAGACCAAAAGACCACGUUACUCCACUUCCUGGCACAAGUAUGCGAGGAGGAAUUUCCAGACGUGAUCAAGUUUGUUGACGACCUGAAGCAUGUGGACCGAUCGAGCCGAGUUUCUGCAGAGAAUCUGGAGAAGAGCCUCAGGCAGAUGGAGAGGCAGCUGCUGCAGCUGGAGAGAGACCUGGAGACUUUCUCCUCCCCUGAUGACCCCGACGACAUGUUCUUCACUAAAAUGGCAAGCUUCAGCGAGGUUGCCAGGGAGCAGUACGGAAAGCUGGUGAUCAUGCACAGCAACAUGGAGACCCUGUACCAGAACAUGCUGGACUACUUUGCGGUUGACCCGAAGAAGACUUCCGUGGAAGAGCUGUUCACCGACCUCAGCAACUUCCGGGCCAUGUUCUCUGAAGGAGUGAAGGACAACCUGAAGCAGAGGGAGACUGAGGAGAAACAGAGGAGAGCACGGGCGGCAAAAGAGAAGGCUGAGCAGGAAAAGCAGGAGAGGAAGCAGCCGAAGAAGAAAAGGUCACUGGAAGUCAAUGCAGAGAAUGAUGAGACGGGUGUGAUGGAUAGUUUGCUGGAAGCCCUGCAGUCAGGAGCUGCAUUCAGAGACCGCAGGAAGAGAGCACCAAGACCCAGAGAUAACCAGCAGAAGACCAUCAGCCCCAGCUCCUUCCGCCAGGUUCUCAGGCCUGUUCACUAUGAAAACAACAAGGCACCUUUGCAAAGGUCUCGCUCUCGGCAGAAUAUAAAUGCAGGUUCAGCGCCGGUGAAAGCGCCCCACGCCAGGGAGGCCCAUAACGAGUCCGAGGGCCAUCCAUCCGCGGCCCGGGCCAAGGCCGCUGUGUGUUCGGAGUCCGGCCGCAGGUACAAGAACACGCAGGGUGCCGGCCUCUGGCUGGACAGAGAGAGGGUGGUGGAGAGAGCGAGGGUCAAGCCGCCUGAGAAGCAGACGGAGGUCCAAGCGGAGGCUCCGGCCUCCCAGACGUCCUCCUCCGGCGCUGACGGGGAGUCCGAUCUAGAGGCUCUGCUGGCCAGACUCAGGGCCUUGUGAAGUCAGUCCAGUUUGUUUGCUCCAACACACAUUAGCACACUCCAAUGGUGACCAAAGACAUUCUGCUGCUACGGUUCUGUAAACCAGCAGGAAAUGUCCUCACUAAGACAACGUUUCGAUUUGUGAGGCACAAAGGACCAUUUGUCCUUUGUGCCUAAAUAACCACAAAGGUUUUUAAAAUGGCUUAAUAGUAGGUGAUUUGUAUGAAUCCUAAAAGAGGAUCAAUGUAGGUUGAGGACAGCUGGUCACAUAAUGUUGUCAGAGAUUUGUAAUAUAUUUACAAAAGAUGUGAUUCGAUGGUUACACUUAAGCAUAUUCGUAUUAAACGUUACACAAAAUGCAGUCUUGACAGUCUCUUCUUGAUCCUGUAAAGUGCACCGCCAAAAUAAGUCAUUUAUAUAUUCAGUAUUACAUUUCAUAUAAAAGCUUCAAUUACAUUUCUUCUCACGUUGGAGUUUCCUACUGUGUCACUUAUUUGAUAUCGUAAUAUAUUGUCUUACCUGCAUUUGGUCUCAAUCAUUUUGAUAUACAUGAUAAUCACAGCUUCAUUUUACUUUCCAUAUUUAAUUAUUUUGUCUGUUUUUCUUUCCUUUUAUCUUCUUUGGGUCUUUUCCAUUCCUGUGAUGUCUUUUAUAUUCAAAACAUUUAUCAAAAAAAAUUGAUGUGAUGUGCAUUCUAUAAAACUACAAAAAUCUAUAUAAAUAUAUAUACACAGCAAUACUUUGGUGUAGGAUUGUACCAGUAAUUAGAUGUCAUUGACAAGUUGGUUUUGGUGGUGCUGCUUUGUUUCUGUGGCAAUGGGUACAUUUGUUCACAGUAAGAACGAGGCUGCGGAAUGGGACACAAUCUGACAAUUGAAUUGAGCUAAAACAAAAGUUCAUCCUCAAGUCGACCAACUGAGGCUGCCUUCUGUUUCCCACCUCCCCAAAACUCUGCUAACCCUCACUGUGUUUGUUGUAUUUGCUCAAUUUUAUAGAAACAUUUGCAAUAAAAUUCUAAAAUAUA